Messenger RNA from Dermochelys coriacea (leatherback sea turtle), 1486 nucleotides. RefSeq names its product F-box protein 4 (gene FBXO4). Bases 175 to 1335 code for a protein of 386 amino acids. Gene Ontology annotation, cellular component: SCF ubiquitin ligase complex. Gene Ontology annotation, biological process: SCF-dependent proteasomal ubiquitin-dependent protein catabolic process; protein polyubiquitination. The transcript has 7 exons. NCBI's taxonomy places the organism in Eukaryota, Metazoa, Chordata, Testudines, Dermochelyidae. The record is from RefSeq and is a predicted model, not a curated record. Gene Ontology annotation, molecular function: protein binding.
UGGGUUUUCGGUGACCCGGUAGCGCUCCCCGCCCCGCUCGCAGCCGGCUGGCGCCCUCCCCCCCCCCCCCGCGAGCUGGAGGCCGGGAUCUCCGAGCCGCGCCCGGGCCUGGCACCGCCUGCCGAGAGCGAGCAGCGCCCCGGGGGCUCUCGGCCGCAGCCGGUGGGCGAGGCAAUGGCAGCGGGCAACGCUGGGGACUGGGGCCGCCUGGAGUCCGCCCUGCGCGACGGCCUCCGCCUCCUCAGGGACCGGUGGGCCCGGGGGCCGAGGCAGCGCAGCGGGCAGGCGGCGGCCGCAGAGCGGUCGAGCAGCGGCCUAGAGGAGGCCGGCGAAGAGGUUUACGCCCUGCAGACGCUGCCGAUUGUUGUGCAGUUAUACAUUAUGUCAUUUCUCUCACCCCAAGACCUAUGCCAUUUGGGAAGCACAAAUCAGUACUGGAGUUUAGCUGUGCGGGAUCCAUUGUUAUGGCGAUAUUUUCUCUUGCGGGAUCUCCCUUCUUGGUCUUCUGUUGACUGGAAAUCACUUCCAGAUGUGGAAAUCUUUAAUAAAUCCUUUUCUGAGCUAAAUAAUAAUGCAUUGUAUGACUAUAUGACAAUAUACAAAAAGAGCUGUCCUCCGAGUAGACAUUUGAAAUCAAGCCGUCACACAUACGGAACUGUGACUUCAUUUUUACAAUCACUUGUCACGCAAGCAGAACCUCGCUUUGCCCUUUUUGGACCAGGUUUAGAAGAAUUGGAUGAAUCUUUGGUGCGAAGAAUGAUGACUUGCCCAGACAUUUUGCCUGUAGCUGGCUUACCUCAAAGACAAAUCCAUGGGAUUGGAUCAGGAGUCAGUUUUCAAUUUAAUAACCAUCAAAAUUUCAAUAUUCUGACAUUGUAUUCAACUACCAGCAUGGAAAGGAAGAGAGCAAGAACAGAGCAAACUGUUACAGUCAAUAAGAUGUUUUACCAGGAAAACAGCACAGGGGGGGAUCAACAGGCAGUACACUACAGUGUAAUUGCUCAGGUUAAAAAGGUGUGCCAAGUAGUUGAUGGAUUCAUCUAUGUUGCUAAUGCGGAAGCUCAUAAAAAACACGACCGUCAAGAUGAAUUUGCUCAUAUUUUGGCAAUGAUAGAUCCAACUCUUGGGCCUCCAAACAGACCUGUACUGAUUUUGUCCUGCACCUCUGAAGUUGGCAUUAAAAGAAUCCCUUGUGUUUACAUGGCACAUCAACUGCAAUUAAAUUUGCUAAGCCAACCAUGGAUGGUGCAAGAUUCUGUAGCUGCUACUUUAAGUGGACUGUUAAAUGGAAUUGAGUGGAUCCUGGGAGAGGUUGAAUGUAAAAAUGCACAAUGAUCAAACUUGUUUAGUCAUACUGUAUGGACUUUGUCAUUUGCAAAGAGUAUGAAGUGAAUAUUUUGCCCUGAUGUUGUACUGACAGAUAAGAGAUUUAAAAGGCAGCCCUCCGUGAUUACAAAUAUUUUAAUAAUAAAUAUUCUUCCAAAUA